AUGUCCAACCCCUCUGGGCCUUCCCAGGACUUGCUCGUUCGCAGGCUCCUAGCUGCGUUUGACAAACCAAUACAAAACGCUAAGACGCACCCGGACCGCGACAAAAUACACAAGCAUCUCAAGAGCCUGUGUCCUGAUCCAAGCGUACCACUUGAUAAAAAAAGCGACCAAGACAACUUGAAUAAGGUACAGAUUCUGAAGGCCUGGGAAAAAGAUGAUCCCAAAGCGUUUAAUAGUGCCAUAGACAGACUUCUGGCCACCUAUCCAUUUCCGAAAGAUGGCGACGCCGAGAAGCUAGACGACUUGGCACGGAAACUCUACGCAUUCCAGGGAGAUUACGAACCUCUCAAUUGUUCUGAUACAAUAGCAGCGGCCAUCAACGAAAUAGCAGCGAAGCACCCCGAACCAAUAGGAUAUCCAGACGAAUGGGCAGAGGAUAAUUACGCCGGCGCUAUCGCUGCUCUUAAGAGGUUCGCUGCAGAGUAUAAGGGCAAGGAAACUGCUCCUCCCGGUGGUGAUCCUCCCGGUGGUGAUCCUCCCGGCGGUGAUCCUCCCGGUGGCCCCAGUGACGACGCACCCGAAAAGCUAUGGCCAAAAUUCACGGCACUAGUCGACAAUGGAACUAUUAAAAAGGACAGCCCUCGGUGGAACAUGACUAGAACGACUUGUGAUCUCUAUGGCUGCGACUGGGCCGAUUUGAAGUUUAAGUUGGAAUUUGAGCUAAGGCAGGGAACUAGCGCUGGAACUGACACGGACAUGCACAACGCAGCCUCAAAGUUCCUGAGAGCAUCUCCGGAGAUUUUGAAGUUCAUGGAGGAAGAUUUCUGGGGCGACAAGGAUAUGUAUACAAUAUACCAAGCCUAUCGGGAUCGAUACCCUCGAAUAGUGAAGUCGAGGGAUUCCCGCAUCAUGGGGGCGUGCCAAAGCAGGACCCCCGCUAGAGACCAGGACACCAUACCAUCCAGGCCUAAAAAGGUCAACGUGAAAGACGGCUUCGACAAGAUAUAUGUCAACGACCCAGACCAAGGCGGCAAGCGUGUGCUGGGGACAAUAGUGUAUGCCUGGACGGGUUGGCUCGACGUCAAAAUGCCGAAAAUCGAGGAUAAGGACUCGGGCGAGAAGUUCUCUGCUGAGAGAGACGGCGCACCAGCAAAAUGGCUGCAAAAGUCCGAAAAGGAGAGCCUUGAGGGCCUUGAGUUGAAGGAUGUCACCAUAAACCACUUCACCUACGCAAAGGCGCCAAAGCAAGACGAGAACAAGCGGAAUCGGAACUGGCCGAGAGUGUUUGUUGUUGGAUACAUGAAUAACAAGCCCAAGGACGAGCGUUUUAUGACCGUUUGGGUCCGAAGCACUUUUAAUGGCGGCUUUCGAUCGGACAACAUUGACGCAAUCAUGAUUGAACAGAGAAAGCAGGAUGGCUUGCCUCACCCAGGGUUACCACGUAUAACCGACAUUGAACCCGAGCCCGUCUCUGAGGCUGAGUCCGAUAACUCGUUGCCAUUUUAA
This is a messenger RNA of Dichotomopilus funicola, 1506 nucleotides long. RefSeq lists its product as uncharacterized. The transcript is spliced from 2 exons. The record is from RefSeq and is a predicted model, not a curated record. Lineage: Eukaryota; Fungi; Ascomycota; Sordariomycetes; Sordariales; Chaetomiaceae. The coding region runs from base 1 to 1506 and encodes 501 amino acids.